Messenger RNA from Daldinia vernicosa, 1596 nucleotides. RefSeq lists its product as uncharacterized. The transcript has 2 exons. Gene Ontology annotation, molecular function: zinc ion binding; DNA-binding transcription factor activity, RNA polymerase II-specific. NCBI's taxonomy places the organism in Eukaryota, Fungi, Ascomycota, Sordariomycetes, Xylariales, Hypoxylaceae. The coding region runs from base 97 to 1470 and encodes 457 amino acids. Gene Ontology annotation, biological process: regulation of DNA-templated transcription. The record is from RefSeq and is a predicted model, not a curated record.
CGUAAUUGUAAGUUAACUCCAUCAUUACAAGAAUUCAUAAGUUUUACGCAGUUCCCUUCGAGAUCCUCAAUUGCAAGACCCUGUGGAAAUUAUGAGAUGGAGACAACAACUCCUCAUCCUAGAUCGAGCUUACGACGCACUGCCUGUGAUCGGUGCCGGCAUUCGAAGUUGAGGUGUCUGCGCGAUGAGAACCAGGAGAAAUGCACUCGGUGCUUACGGCUCGACCUACGCUGCUCAGUCGCGCCGGCCAAGCCACCAGGACGUCCGCGAAAAGUCGCCUCAUCAUCACAAACCACAAUAAGCGACUCAGCAGCCGCCGAAGCAAGUAUACCUCCUGUUCAACUACUGGUAUGCGAAAGCCAUGAUACUCCGGAAGCCCAGGGUAGUAUACCGCCAAGCCAGAGUCCAGAUAAUCUACUACUACCACCAGGACUUGAUGACCUCCCACAAGUCAACGGUUCAUUCGCCGAGACGCCAUCGCUACCGCAUAGCCAUGUAAACGACUUCGACUUAAAUCCAAUAAUGCUACCGCUUUCCGAGUACAGGACUCCCGAAUGGGACGAGCCGACCCGCUUUAACUCCGGAUGUUCCGCGGACAGGGACCCCCUAGAGGUACACAGCCUCUUGACGGCGAAGCUAGAUCGGCACGAAUGCCUCAAGGAGCUUUCCCAGCUUAACGUCGACCUGCACGCUCAUUGGCGAGCCCUCCAGGAACUAGACGAAAGCGGGAGGGUAAACUUCGUCACGUUCUGCGACCAUCCGCCUCCCCCGGCCGGCGACGGGGUUUCGCUUGCCGAGAAACUGCUCAUCAUGGCGCAGAGAUUCCAGCAGGCUAUUACGAAUCUCGUCUGGGUUGUUAAGCACGAGCCCAAGCCGUUACACCACCAUCACCAUGGACACGUCGUCGCUGAUGACGGGGCCGCAAUCGAUUCUUCUUCUUCUUCUUCGUCUUACGCUGAAGAGCCCUUAUUAGGGCAUCUAGGUCAAGAGGAUAAUUGCCAAACCACGGUUGGCGAUACGCCGGCCGAGAAAGACGUGAUAUUAACAACCCCGUUUGUCUGCGUGCUCGUAAGCUGCUACGUGCAAACGAUCAACCUCUGGGAAGUCAUGUUCUUCCACGCGCACCGGCGGGCCAUCGGCAUCGACCGAUACCCGCUUACCCUGUCCGAUCCCAGCAAGGGCGUCCAGCUGGGCGCCUUCUACAUGUUCAGCGGGCGACUAGCGAGCAUGUUCUAUUGCCAAGCGGUGCUGUAUUUCCUCGACAACAUCGAUCGGGGACUGGGCAUAUUGCCGGAGCAGAGGCAACAACAGGGCGGCGCUUCGGGUUUGAUAUCCCAUGCCCGCCAUUUCGAUAUGCUCCAGAAGGAGCUUGGGGGACAGGUUAGCGACGGGGCGAACGAACGGGUCCGGGGGUUGAAGGAUAUGGUUGAGAAAGCUAGGCUGGGUUUGGUACAAGAGUCAGGAAAUUAGGCUCUUGCGGUUGUCUUAUAGGGGGACGGGGUGAUAGGUAUAAUGGUUAUUAACAAAAUAAUCGAUACACCCAUUGAAGCAAGACAGCAGUGCGUACCUGAACUACUAGGCAUAACAAUUCAGGGG